Molecule: messenger RNA, 870 nt
Organism: Impatiens glandulifera
Lineage: Eukaryota; Viridiplantae; Streptophyta; Magnoliopsida; Ericales; Balsaminaceae
Product: transmembrane protein 230
Exons: 5
Coding region: 321-668 (115 amino acids)
Cellular component (GO): endomembrane system
Source: RefSeq, a predicted model, not a curated record
CUGAAUUGAGCUUGUCCUUCGUCUUUCCUCCAAUCCCCCCUUCUUGAUUUCGCAGCCUACCGACCUUUCAAGGUUUUAAUCGAUCGCCUUCGUACAGGCGAUUAUCCACUCUUUCGUAUUAGUCCUAUCAAUAACGCAGGGAAAUUCAUAGCUACUGCUUCAUCUAUCUAACUUCAUACAUUCAGCUUUGCCAUCUUGGUUGAAGCACGUGAAUGGUAGAAGUGUACAUGCUUUGGAACUGAUUUCUUGUGAACUUCAGCAGUUGAGAAGAGAAAACUUGUUUCCUAGAGCUCUUUGGGAUUUAUUGAUUUAAGCUUUAGAUGGCAACUAGAAGGAAUGUGCGUUACACUCCACUUUCAGUUGAAGAUGAUGGUGAUUAUAAUGGAAGGGGUCACGAUCCUCGAUAUGACUAUUCUCCAAAGUCCCUUGAUAGAGUCCCAUGGAAAUCCAUUGCUCUUGCAUUAUUCCUGCUAGGUCUUGGAUGCACCCUUCUAUGUCUUUCCUACUUCAUUUUCACAGGUCAUAUGGGCGGUGAUAAUUCUCAAGCUUAUGGCCUUUUAGGGCUUGGAUUUCUUACUUUUCUCCCAGGAUUUUACGAGACACGAAUUGCAUAUUACUCGUGGAGAGGCGCAACAGGCUUUCGGUUUGCUUCGAUACCAGAUUACUGAAGAAGAAAUCCUCUGUUGAAUCUCAAGUGUAUUCUGUCACUAAACAGGUUUCUUUGUAUAAUCAAUUUUAUGCAUACAAAGAUUAUGUUUGAUCUCUUGAGUAGUUUUAAUUUGAUUGGAAUGAUCUUUGAUAAAUGCCAAUGAGAUGACACAAUUUCGCCAUAUUAUAAUGUUUUGGAUAUAUAUAUUUCUUGUUUGAGAA